AUGGUAGCAAACGAGGAGGCCCAUCGGCCAUCGACUGAUCACUCGGUCACUUUCAAUGAAGAGAACUUGAAGUCGACAGAGCACAACCAACCAGGAUGCGAGGAAGAAGCAUCGAUUGAGGAGCAGACAGAAACAGAUGCAGAAGAGAACGCCAAUCACCUCAGUGCUGGAGAAGAUGAAUCUGACAACGAUGAGGAAAGUGAGGGAAGCAACGACGGGCAACAACUUCAGCAAAAUGCAGAGAUGUCAAAUGAUGUUGGCAGUAAUCUACGCACGAAUGAAGAACUGUGCGGCCCGCGCAUGAGCACGAGUACCAAUGGCGAGAGAGUUAUCAAGAGGAAAAGGCCGAAGAGAACUUUCUUGAGCACCACGAGACAAAUGAACUACAAACGAAAAUCCACCAAGCAAUCGCUGAGGAAGUCACCUGUUGGAGGGAGUGCGGAAGGCAACUCGUUAGAAGAAUUUGCUGACACUGUAAUGAGAAACGGCUCGGCGAUGGCUCAUGAGAAGCACACCAUCUCUGGAGUUCAUGAAGUCAAUGUUGAGAAUGGUCUGCCGUGCUAUUCCUGUGGUGAAGGACCAAACUGUCCGAACUCUUUCUUUUCCGAAUUUUCGAGUCGGUUCAAGCCAACCAGCACCAUGGAUGGGAUCGGGGUCUGUUUGCAGGCUACCUCUGACAUCCCAGCAAACACAUGGAUAUGUGGGCCUUGUAAAGGCGAGGCGUACAACUGCUCAGUCUCGUCCAAGACAAGGUCAGAAUCGCUUGAGGAUUCGAUCUUCAUUCGGCGAUUUGCAACAAACACGCUCUUUCAGUGCGUGUUCAGCCGCAAAAUAUCAGACCAGACGCUUCAUGCCGGUUACUAUGUCAACCACACAUGCCAACCGGAUCGUGUAAACUGCAAACUUUUUGUAUGGAGGAUCAAUGGACACUGGAGAUUCGGCUGGAAGACCACAAGAGCAGUGCGUCAGCUCGAGGUGAUGUGGGGUGACUACGAAGAAAACAUUUCCUUUGAAUUGUGCUAUUGCAACUACUGUGGAGGGUCUCCCAUCGUCCCUCGAUUUACAAGUUUUUUCGGCUUUCCUGUGAGCAAGAAAGCAAAGUCCGUCCAAAAAACAGGUCCUCCUGACAGCUCAGCAAAGAAGCGUGAGAUUUGCUCUCAAAAUGCAAAGAAAAGGGUACGAGACGGUGCAGGAAGAUUUUUGAAGAAAUCAGAACAGAUUCAGAAGAACACGAAACGUUCCCCCAAGAAAACGAAGUCUCCCUUGCUAUCCGGCCGUCGAAUGCUUACCAACAAAGCGACUAACGUGGCAAGAAACUCCGAUGUCGACCGGUCGAUUGACAGGUUCAGAGACAAAGUUCGCAGGCUCAACCAGCUGAGUGAGGCGGACGGAGUAAUAACUUCCACCUCGACAAGGACACGCGAGACUGUAAACGAUGCUACAGCUUACACGCUAAGAUCCUCUGGCGUGCAAGAUGCUCUCACAAGUCUGCCUGAACCCUCCAUCCGACCUCGCUCGCGUAACCGGAAUGGACAAAGAAGCCCAAGCCCACAUGAGGCAGAGGAUAGGGCGAUGGAAUUCGAUGUGGAUGAGCCCAGUUCUCUCCGACGAGGACAAGCAGAACAGAGGAGAAACCAAUACACAUCGUCAACUUUUGCUAGGCAGCCAUCUCGACAGACAAAUGCUGAGGAUCAUGGGAGGGAAGAAGCGGAUUCUUUGCGUCAGUCUAACGUCCCAGUGGAUCAAGAGCCUGAGGCAUCGCCUGGACAAUCAUCCCUACAUUUUGCAAGAGAAAGUGCAAAUCUCUGUGAAGGCGAGGCACAAGCAGUGUCUGCGGAUGGUGAAGGGAUGGCAAGGAGCUUCUCUUCCCUCCGAGAGGAGGCUGUGAGGACAAGAAAUCGCAGGCUUGCUGCUGGUUCAGAACAAAGAAGUGCAGCAGGAGGCCAGCCUUCUAUCGCUACUGGCAGGCCGCGUGCUAACCAUCCAGCAAGCAGAGCAGAGCACGGUCCACAAGCUGAAGGCUCCUCGGUUACAUUUGGAGCUGCAGCUUCUGCUUCUGCACCAGCAGAUUCUUCGGAUCGUUUCACCGGACCAGCAAUGCCGGAGGAGGGAAGGUUUGCGAGGAAUGGGUUUCCCUCUGCCUCCUCGGCUUCCGACUCUAGGGCUGGAGGGGACCCCAGCAGCGAAGAGUGGAAAGAAAUCAUGCUCAAUACCAGCGUUGCUUUGCGAAAUUGGACGAGCAGCCUCAACCACGCCAUGGAAAUGCGACGCCAGUGA
Molecule: messenger RNA, 2277 nt
Organism: Guillardia theta CCMP2712
Lineage: Eukaryota; Cryptophyceae; Pyrenomonadales; Geminigeraceae
Exons: 3
Coding region: 1-2277 (758 amino acids)
Source: RefSeq, a predicted model, not a curated record